This is a messenger RNA of Didymodactylos carnosus, 708 nucleotides long. The record is from the annotation of a GenBank genome assembly. Lineage: Eukaryota; Metazoa; Rotifera; Eurotatoria; Philodinida; Philodinidae.
AUGGCUGAUAUAUAUACUUCAGCGACGGAUGAAUUGACUGGUAGAUUUCUUUCGCAACAACAAUGGAGUCCAGUCUACCGCUAUCAACAGUGGCCUGUUUUGCAACAACUGCGACAACUAGCAACAUCACAGAAUGCUCAACCGAUUGCAUUACAUCCACCAAUGCAGCAGAUUCACAACGAGAUCAACAAUCGAGCCGGCGAUGCUAUGCCGAUUUAUCAAAAAGUUGCGGCUAUAUACCGGACAAAUGGUGUUCUUCCUCUUGUCACUGGUCUCAUACAAAAAAAGGAGCGCAACCAAAGGCGACACUUCGGUGAAGACGUGAGAGCUAACGUUCGUCUUAAUCAACCAGACCACCUACGAACAUUGGCCGAGUAUGUUGAUGUCUCUUUCUUCAAUGGAACGACGUUCACAGAGGAAGAAAAAACCAAUACUGAAUGGCUCUUCCGAGAAUAUCGACACCGCCUUUCUUUGAAUUGGGCUUUGAGUUACCGGCCAAAAGAUCAUGUUUGGCUAGAUUUCCCUGGGAGUCAAGCUAUUGAUAGGGGUAUUUACAUCCUACAAGAAGAAGAUCGCACUCACAGAAUUCAACACUAUGAUGGUCGAAUGCUUCCUCCAAUUCCAAAUACUUUAUUCGAAAAAGAAUCGUACGUACUAGCGCGAAAUGUCACUUCAAAAAUGACAUUAGACGUGUGUCAUGUUGCCUAA